UCUCCUCCGGCCCCGAGGAAUUGGAGAUGAGGAGGAGCUGGAAAUGCAGAUUUAGCAUCAAGCACAGACCUACACUCGCUCUUUCUCUCAGAUGCACAGAGCUCCCCACAUUCGCACCCUUCCAGCCAGCCGGGCCGCCUGACGGCCGGGUUUCCCGGGCCAGCGGCUAGACCAGAGCACACAUUGAUUUGCUGUUUUCCCACCCCCUGAACAGUUUCUCUCUCUACACAAAGAUUUUUUUCAACAAACAAUAACAACAAACUAUAUACAUAUAUAUUUAAAAAUAUUUUUUGCCUUCCCUCCUACUCCCCUGCUCCGCCAGCCCGCGCGCCUCCUAGUACCACUUUUCCGUCCAAAGAAAGAUGAAAGGUGGCCGUGUCUCCCAGUGGAAGGCGGCCGCCGGGCUCCUCGUCUGUGUCAUGAUUUUUGCAUCUGCCGAGAGACCGGUCUUCACGAAUCAUUUUCUUGUGGAGUUGCAUAAAGGGGGAGAGGAAGAAGCUCGCCAAGUUGCAGCAGAACACGGGUUCGGUGUCCGAAAGCUCCCCUUUGCUGAAAGCCUGUACCACUUUUAUCAUAAUGGUCUUGCGAAGGUCAAAAGGAGACGCAGCUUGCACCACAAGCAGCAACUGGAGAGAGACCCCAGGGUAAAGAUAGCCUUGCAACAGGAAGGAUUCAACCGAAGAAAAAGAGGGUAUAGAGACAUCAAUGAGAUCGACAUCAACAUGAACGAUCCUCUUUUUACAAAGCAAUGGUAUCUGAUCAAUACAGGGCAAGCUGAUGGUACACCAGGCCUAGAUUUGAACGUGGCAGAAGCCUGGGAGCUGGGCUACACCGGAAAGGGUGUUACCAUUGGAAUUAUGGAUGAUGGAAUUGAUUAUCUCCACCCAGACCUGGCCUCCAAUUAUAACGCCGAAGCGAGUUAUGACUUCAGCAGCAACGAUCCCUAUCCUUACCCUCGAUACACAGAUGACUGGUUCAACAGCCAUGGAACACGAUGUGCAGGGGAAGUUUCUGCUGCUGCUAACAACAACAUCUGUGGGGUCGGAGUAGCAUACAACUCCAAGGUUGCAGGUAUCCGGAUGCUGGACCAGCCGUUCAUGACUGACAUCAUCGAAGCCUCCUCCAUCAGCCACAUGCCACAACUGAUCGACAUCUACAGUGCCAGCUGGGGCCCCACGGACAAUGGAAAGACAGUGGAUGGGCCCCGGGAGCUCACACUUCAGGCCAUGGCAGACGGUGUAAACAAGGGCCGAGGAGGCAAAGGUAGCAUCUAUGUGUGGGCGUCGGGGGACGGCGGCAGUUACGAUGACUGCAACUGUGAUGGCUACGCCUCCAGCAUGUGGACCAUCUCCAUCAACUCGGCUAUAAACGACGGCAGGACUGCCUUAUACGAUGAGAGCUGCUCUUCAACCUUGGCGUCCACCUUCAGCAACGGAAGGAAGAGGAACCCCGAGGCUGGCGUGGCAACUACGGAUCUGUAUGGCAACUGCACUCUGAGGCAUUCUGGGACCUCUGCAGCUGCUCCGGAGGCAGCUGGCGUAUUUGCUCUGGCUUUAGAGGCUAACUUGGAUCUGACCUGGCGAGACAUGCAGCAUCUGACUGUGCUCACCUCCAAGCGGAACCAGCUUCAUGAUGAGGUUCAUCAGUGGCGGCGGAACGGGGUCGGCCUGGAAUUUAAUCACCUUUUUGGCUACGGGGUCCUUGAUGCUGGAGCAAUGGUAAAAAUGGCAAAAGACUGGAAAACAGUGCCUGAGAGAUUCCAUUGUGUUGGAGGCUCCGUGCAGGACCCUGAGAAAAUACCAUCUUCUGGCAAGUUGGUGCUGACCCUUACAACCGAUGCCUGUGAGGGGAAGGAAAAUUUUGUCCGCUACCUCGAGCACGUCCAAGCUGUCAUAACGGUCAACGCGACUAGGAGAGGAGACCUGAACAUCAACAUGACCUCCCCCAUGGGCACCAAGUCCAUCUUGCUGAGCCGGCGGCCGAGGGAUGACGACUCGAAGGUGGGCUUUGACAAGUGGCCUUUUAUGACCACCCACACUUGGGGGGAAGAUGCCCGAGGAACCUGGACCCUGGAGUUGGGAUUUGUCGGCAGUGCGCCCCAAAAAGGGGUGCUGAAGGAGUGGACACUGAUGCUGCAUGGCACGCAGAGCGCCCCCUACAUUGACCAAGUGGUGAGGGAUUACCAGUCCAAGCUGGCCAUGUCCAAGAAGGAAGAGCUGGAGGAAGAGCUGGACGAGGCUGUUGAGCGAAGCCUGAAAAGCAUCCUGCACAAGAACUAGCGCUGCUCACCAGCCUCGCUGCCUCCCCGCGCCCUCCCCCGUCUGCCUCUCUGUCCUCACUUCACACUUCCACCAGGCACCUAGCGAUUACUUUCCCCACACACAAGCGAUUCCAACGUCUUGAUCUGAAGCUGCACUCACUGUCGAUUAUUUUCAUUCCAAUGGAAGCAAUCUUUUUUAUUCUAUUUCCCAAAUACAGUGUUCCCACAAGCACCUA
This is a messenger RNA of Sorex fumeus (smoky shrew), 2496 nucleotides long. It is a transcript of the gene PCSK2, whose product is annotated as proprotein convertase subtilisin/kexin type 2. The coding region runs from base 363 to 2279 and encodes 638 amino acids. Gene Ontology annotation, biological process: protein processing. The transcript is spliced from 12 exons. Lineage: Eukaryota; Metazoa; Chordata; Mammalia; Eulipotyphla; Soricidae. Gene Ontology annotation, molecular function: serine-type endopeptidase activity. Gene Ontology annotation, cellular component: Golgi membrane; trans-Golgi network. The record is from RefSeq and is a predicted model, not a curated record.